GCCCCGUACGUUGAUUGAUUCGCCCAGAUCGGGUUACAAGAUGGCGGAUGUUGUGCAGUAAUGAAGGGAGAGAGAGGAAGACAGGGCCUGUCCAUCUUCCACAAACUGUUUUCACUUAUCCUUCCUUCUGUGUCGCCUUUCGUUAUUCAUUUGCAAUAACAUGUCGCAUGACUGUUUAGUGGCGUUUUGCUCCUCUGUAAAAUCACGGCGGUGACGGUUUUUACUGGGGGGAGAGGAGGUGGAAAAACAAGAGGAGAAAGAGAAAGAACCGUGACCCCCCGAAAGAAAACAAGAAGGAUCAAUAUCUCAGCGGUGAAGGAAUCAUGUCGGAUACUCGGAGACGCGUGAAAGUGUACACGCUGAACGAAGACCGGCAAUGGGACGACCGGGGCACGGGGCAUGUGUCCUCGACCUACGUCGAUCGGCUGAAUGGAAUGUCCUUGUUGGUCCGGGCCGAGUCCGACGGUUCACUUCUGUUGGAAUCGAAAAUCAAUCCCAAUACGGCUUACCAGAAACAGCAGGAUACUUUGAUUGUUUGGUCUGAAGCAGACAAUUAUGACUUGGCACUCAGUUUUCAAGAAAAAGCUGGAUGUGAUGAAAUCUGGGAGAAAAUCUGCCAGGUCCAGGGACGAGAUCCAUCACUUGAUAUAACUCAGGAUAUUAUUGAUGAGUCUGAAGAGGAGCGAUUUGAAGAAAUGCCUGAAACUACUCACACAAUUGAUCUUCCGCCAUGUGAACUAAACAAGCUGGAAGAGAUUGCUGACUUGGUAACCUCGGUUAUCUCCUCUCCGAUCCGCAGAGAGAAGUUAGCACUAGCUUUAGAGAAUGAGGGCUACAUUAAAAAGCUUUUGCAGCUAUUCAGAGUUUGUGAAGACCUUGACAACACAGAAGGUUUACAUCACUUGUAUGAAAUUAUUAGAGGCAUUUUGUUCCUCAAUAAAGCAGCACUGUUUGAGGGGAUGUUUUCAGAUGAGUGCAUUAUGGAUGUGGUUGGGUGUUUGGAGUAUGAUCCUUCCUUGCCUCAUCCUAGGAAACAUCGAGAAUUUUUGACCAAAACAGCCAAAUUUAAAGAGGUUAUACCUAUCACAGACACUGAACUAAAGCAAAAAAUCCACCAGACAUACCGUGUGCAGUAUAUCCAGGAUAUAAUUUUGCCUACUCCAUCUGUAUUUGAGGAGAACUUUCUGUCUACACUAACGUCAUUUAUAUUCUUCAACAAAGUGGAAAUUGUUAGCAUGUUACAGGAAGAUGAGAAAUUUUUGACUGAACUCUUUGCACAAUUAACUGAUGAAGCAACAGAUGACCAUAAGAGGCGUGAAUUAGUGAACUUCCUAAAGGAAUUUUGUGCAUUUUCUCAAACACUGCAACCUCAGAAUCGGGAUGCAUUUUUCAAGACGCUGGCAAAUUUAGGGAUUCUACCUGCCCUGGAAAUAGUUCUGGGCAUGGAUGAUAUCCAGGUGCGAACUGCUGCUACAGAGAUAUUUUCUUAUCUGGUAGAAUAUAGUCCAUCCAUGGUACGUGAGUUUGUAAUGCAGGAAGCUCAGCAGAGUGAUGAUGACAUUCUUCUUAUUAAUGUAAUCAUUGAACAGAUGAUCUGUGAUGCUGACCCAGAACUUGGUGGAGCAGUUCAAUUAAUGGGGUUACUAAGAACAUUGAUUGACCCAGAAAACAUGUUAGCCACAGCAAAUAAAACUGAGAAAACAGAAUUCCUCAGCUUUUUCUACAAGCAUUGUAUGCAUGUUCUAAGUGCUCCUUUGCUGGCUAAUACAGAUGAUAAACGCAGCUAUAAAGAUGCCAUUGUAGACAGAUCAAACAUGAAUAUUGCUCUUUGUUCUGAUAACUUCCAGACGGCACAACUGUUGGCCUUGAUUUUAGAGCUGCUCACAUUCUGUGUAGAGCAUCACACAUAUCAUAUCAAGAACUACAUCAUGAACAAAGAUUUACUGCGAAGGGUUUUGGUACUGAUGAAUUCAAAACAUACCUUUCUAGCCUUGUGUGCACUGCGUUUUAUGAGAAGAAUCAUUGGACUGAAAGAUGAAUUCUAUAAUCGUUACAUUAUUAAAGGAAACCUCUUUGAGCCAGUUAUAAAUGCAUUUUUGGAUAAUGGAACUCGAUAUAAUCUGCUCAAUUCUGCAAUAAUUGAGCUCUUUGAAUUUAUCAGAGUGGAGGAUGUCAAGUCACUCACAACGCAUAUAAUUGACAAUUUCUACAAAGCACUUGAAGAUAUAGAGUACGUGCAAACGUUUAAAGGGUUAAAGUUAAGAUAUGAGCAAGAAAGAGAUCGGCUUCAAAAUCAGAAACUAAGCAGUGUGCCAUCCAUAUUGCGUAAUAACCGGUACCGGAGAGAUGCACGAGCUUUGGACGAUGAUGAAGAGAUGUGGUUUAAUGAGGAAGAGGAAGAAGGAGAAGCUCUGGUACCACAUGUUGAAAAAUCUAAAUCUGAGGAUGACUAUCCAGAUAGUUAUGGAAAAUUUCUGGAGACUAAAAAGGCUAAAGAAGGUGAAGACAAGGAAAACCUUCCAAAGCGGUCAUCAAGUCCCAGUUUUAAGUUUACAUUUUCACAUACUGGUCCAUCCAGUACAACAAAUGGAACAAAUGGCACUCAUGGCAAAUCAACAGCAGCUCAGACCACUCCAGCCAGUUCAACGAGUUCUUCCUCAAAACAUACCAGUCCAUCGACUGCGGUGACAGCAAAGGGAGGUCGUGUGGGUCUUGUAGAUUAUCCUGAUGAUGAGGAAGAGGAGGAAGAAGAAGAAGCAUCACCAAGGAAGCGACCCCGGCUAGGUUCAUAAUUGAUGCAUUAGCUUGCAUUAGGAUCUGAUACAGUGGUGCA
Mobula hypostoma (lesser devil ray) is the source of this 2833-nucleotide messenger RNA. RefSeq names its product serine/threonine-protein phosphatase 4 regulatory subunit 3. The coding region runs from base 324 to 2792 and encodes 822 amino acids. The record is from RefSeq and is a predicted model, not a curated record. Gene Ontology annotation, molecular function: protein phosphatase activator activity. The transcript is spliced from 16 exons. NCBI's taxonomy places the organism in Eukaryota, Metazoa, Chordata, Chondrichthyes, Myliobatiformes, Myliobatidae. Gene Ontology annotation, cellular component: protein phosphatase 4 complex; nucleoplasm. Gene Ontology annotation, biological process: protein dephosphorylation; DNA damage response.